GUUUUACGUCUAUUGGGCGCGCGGCGUGUGGCGCUUUACAAAGCGCGGGGUGUUUCCGAGCCAUGGAGCGGCCCCCGACGCCUGGGCUCCAGGCGCUCGAGGUGUAUGCGGAGUGGUGUAGAUGGCUGGAGCUGGAGGAGAUUCCACAGCAGUUGGUGCUGCAGAGGCUACGCAAGGGCGGCGAGCACUUCAGGAGCCUUCUGCAGUUCAUGGCUCGCACUGGGGCGCCCCAUGCCACCAGCGGCGGGGAGUUGUGUGCAGCGCGGAGGUCGCAGCGGGCAAUGCAGAUCACCUGCAUGGUGCUGACUACGAACUGCUUGGACCGUGCCCAGCAGAGCCUCACCUUGGCGGCCGCCUGCCUAGAGCUCCUGUGGGGCCUCUCCAAGGGCUUCAGCCUCCACAUCUGCACCGUGCUCCAGCACCUCCUAGUUGCACACGAGCCCGAAGUGCUGACCCUGCUGCUCCACUACCAAGCACCCUUUGUGCUACUGAGGGCAUUGAACCGCCCUGGCUGCUCGCAGCUGCUUCAGCUUUUGUUGGGCGCGGAUGCCACACUGCCCAAGGUGGUGCGGCAUGUGGCCAUGAGGCCCUUGCGCCUGCAUUCCCUGCAUCAGGUUGCCCAAUAUCUACUUGCCUCUCAGUGGGCAAAAUAUUUGGAGACCGUGCUCGCUCAUGGUGCGCGCAUUGCAUGUGGGUGCGGAGACUCUCCGAGGACCACAACAUCAACUCCGCCCGGUACUCCGGAGGUGCACCUGAAGAGUCCAGGCGGAUGGUCGACUGGAAAGGCCAAAGUAACGCCUUGCUCGACGCCUCCCCGCCCACAGGUUCGGCUUGAUGAGGCAUCUCAACCUCAACUGCGAACACCUGAGGCAUCUCAACUACGGACACCAGAGGCAGCAUCGCGAAGUCCAAGCCUGGGUGAGAGGUCACCUGACCCGGCGGAGCGUGCAGGCGUGGACGUCAUCUUGGACUUCCUGUCUGGUGUGCUGCACUCCUUCAGGUUCUCGACCGAGGCAGAGAAGUCGCGGGGCCAAGGAUGGGAGCUCGCGGAGCGCGGCCAGAUCCAGCACCAGCUGAUCUGCGACUUUUUCAUCAAGACAUCCCUGGUCUCCAGCCUUUGCUUGCUGCUUAGCCGCGCCUUCCAGGCCGCCUCUGUGCUCAAGGGCUUGCUGGAACAGGCGUUGCGGAACCGCAGCUGCCCUGACAUGGCAGAGGCUCUCGUCGGGCUUUGCGUGCAGCAGCUGGAUGUCAUUAGCUCGGCCCUAGGCCUAGCCAGUGAGACCACAAGGAGGUCCAAGGUUCCAAAGCCAGCAGGCAGUCUCAAGCGAGAUGUGCUGCGGCUGAAUGGGUACGUGGUGCAGCAGCCGCUCGGGGCACUCCGAGUAGAGGUGGUUCAGAUCCUCGCGGUUCUUUCUCUCUUGGCACCUGAUCGCGUUCUGCCACUGGUGAAGCCAGCGGUAUGGAGCGCACUCGUCAAGUGGUUCUUCAUGUACAGAUGCAAUCACAUUUUUCAGGCCACCUGUGGCAAGCUUUGGGUCCAAGUGCUUCGCUCCGGGAGCCCCCAGCUGCAGGACCAGAUCUUUGUGCAGCUGAAACUCUUGCAAGGACUUUGCCACGCCAUCCUGGAGGACCAGCGUUCGGUCUGCCUGACUGCAACCCGGAGAAGCCCAAGGCUCGGCACCCAGGAGGUGUCGGCACCAUCGUUCAGGUCCUCCAGGUGUUGGCAGAAUGCACGCAGGAGCGCGCACCACUUGCAGAGAGGCCUCCGAAGGGCCGCCCUCCGCUGGGGGAGAAGAUGCUGCAGGAGGCACCAGAGGUUCUUGACAAAGAGAAGGCGGCUGAGGAGAACUUCCUGAAGAAGCUGGUCUCCUCCAGCAGUCUCUGGCCGCAGGUGCUGGCGGCUCUGCCGCCGCCGCCCGCGCGCGUCACUGUGACCCGGGCAUACAACAGCUCAUCGAACUUCGACAUUUGAGGAUGGCUUUGGAGUGCUACAUCCUUGCGGAUUCUCUGAGAUGAUUGUGACAUGCUCUCUUGCCAGUUGCAGCACUUGGGUUCAUCGCUGGCGUGUGUCUGCAGAGCUGUGCCAGUUCAAAGUCAUGAGCUUGUUGCUGGCACAGCUAGGGCAUGCCGGACGCAUCAACUCCCGAUGCGCUAUUGCAUGACAUUCGCAGGGAAGGGUCCUGCGACGCAGCCGGGAACGUUGCACCGUUUCAUAAGGAUAAACGCGACACGGUAUUUGUGCACUUGCGUUAUUGCCAUCGGCCGGUGGAACCCACAUUUCUGCUUGUUGCUCAGCUUACUGACCGUCA
Messenger RNA from Effrenium voratum, 2309 nucleotides. The record is from the annotation of a GenBank genome assembly. Lineage: Eukaryota; Dinophyceae; Suessiales; Symbiodiniaceae.